AUCAACAUCUAAAAGGCUAAUUAGGAAGAAUUAGAGAAAGUAAUUAGAGAGAAAUUAAUUAAAUUAAGAUGGCUGCAAAAUAUAUAGUGGUGUUAGUAGCAAUUACAACACUAAUGUUGAGGAAUCACAAUGUAGGUGCAACAGAAUUGAUCGUAGGAGACGAUGCGGCGUGGAACGUUCCCGGCUCACCGGAAACUUACUCUACUUGGGCUUCCAAACACACAUUUUCCGUUGGUGAUGUUCUAGUGUUCAACUUUGUGAAUGGAUCUCACACGGUGGCUUUGGUGAACAAGAAUGCAUUUGAGACGUGCAACACAAGUAACGUAAACUCGGCCAUAAUGUCUCAAAGUCCUGUACGAGUUCCUCUUCAGAAAACCGGCCAGCUUCACUUCAUCUGCACCGUUGAUGACCAUUGUUUGUCCGGCUUAAAAUUAUCCAUCAAUGUCACCGACAAGUCGCCGUUGUCACCAGCUUCGUCGUCAACUCCGCCGGCGAAUUCAUCACCAACGAAUAUCCCUUCUUUUGCCUUUGUUGCCUCAUCUUCUCUCAUGCUUUUUUUUGUGAACUUGUGAUCAAUCUUUUAAUUUGAUUUGCUUAACUAAUUGGUUCCAUUGCUUAACUAAUUAGUUCCAUAACUAAUUAGUUACAGUGCUUAACUAAUUAGUUUAAUUGCUUAACUAAUUGGUUCUAUUCCUUAACUAAUUAAUUAGUUUAAUUAUUAUUAAACUAAUUGGUUCUAUUGUUUAACUAAUUGGUUCCAUUGCUUAACUUAUAUGAUACCAAAGCGGUAUUUUGUGUAUGACCACCUUAUAUAAAAGUUUGUAUUCGAUUUUUCCACAACCUUACUUGUACGAGUAUCCACAAACUUUGUAAUAAGUUUUUAUCAAGACAAACAUUUACGUCAAAUAUAUCUAAUAUAAUACUUC
Molecule: messenger RNA, 926 nt
Organism: Spinacia oleracea (spinach)
Lineage: Eukaryota; Viridiplantae; Streptophyta; Magnoliopsida; Caryophyllales; Amaranthaceae
Product: umecyanin-like
Exons: 2
Coding region: 69-572 (167 amino acids)
Cellular component (GO): plasma membrane
Molecular function (GO): electron transfer activity
Source: RefSeq, a predicted model, not a curated record